This is a messenger RNA of Epithele typhae, 873 nucleotides long. RefSeq lists its product as uncharacterized. NCBI's taxonomy places the organism in Eukaryota, Fungi, Basidiomycota, Agaricomycetes, Polyporales, Epitheliaceae. The record is from RefSeq and is a predicted model, not a curated record. The transcript has 4 exons. The coding region runs from base 1 to 873 and encodes 290 amino acids. Gene Ontology annotation, cellular component: catalytic step 2 spliceosome.
AUGGCCCUUGCGCCAACGGAGACGGAACCUCAGCCCCCCUCCACGGAGGAGCAGCCGCAGACUGGGCGAAAGCGGCCACGACUCGAUAUGGCCGUCGCGCCGCGAGAGCGCAAACGCGGCAAGACGAUGUUCGGGCUCGUGCUGGGGACGCUGAACAAGGCGAAGAACGAGGACAAGGAGCGGAAUGCGAGCGAGGCGGCGAAGAAAAGGCAACUGAUCGAGCAAAGGUUACAGUCUAAGCUCCAGAAAGAGACUGACACUGUCAGACGCGCAGAGGAAGCAAAGAAGGACAAGACGAGUGCGAACCGCAAGGAGGAGGAGCUCCAGCUGAGAGACUCCAUCCAUAAACUACGGCGAACACGUUUCCCAGUGCUGGCGAACUUCCUGCUCACGUCAGACGUUGUCCUGGCCAAACCUGACCCGGAUGCACCGGCAGCAGCUCGACCGCCACCCCGGUCGCGACCUCCACCUAUCUACUACCUACCUGCGAAACUGCUUCCCUCACAAGAGACAUUCCUGCUGAAGCGCAAGGAAGAGAUACAAGCUGCGGCGGAACUGGAAUGGUCGGUAUUCAAAGAGGAGCGCACGGCGGGCAUUGAGGAUAUCAAUCGUUUGCGUGAACGCGUGGCAGAGGAGGAGACACGGCAGAAGGCCAGCAAAGGGGAUGAUGGCACGCAUGAAGACACUGCGAUGGCGGUCGAGGAUGAAGGCGAAGAUAAGAAGCCUUCGGCGGACGACAAUCAAAAGCAAAAUGGAAACUCGGAGGUGAAGAUGGAUACGGAUGAGGGGAUGGCGAAGGAGGAGAAGACGGCGAAGACAGAGGACACGCCUGCUCCAGAAGCUGGAGACGGCGACGACGCGCUCGAGUUCUGA